AUGGUAGCUGAGCAGUCAGAGUUGCUCGCCCAGCCUCAGACGGAGCCAGUGGAGAUGGAGUCUCAUCGCAGUUUUGUGUCCAAGCCAAAGAAGAAGCACCUCCGCAAAGUAUUCAGCGAGAAGGAUAAGUAUUACAGGCACCGUCGUCACAUCGAGCAGCGCAUGGAGAAGCGUCUGGCCGAGAUCUGCACAAUGGUGGCUAGUGUGAUAGUUACCGAUUGUAAUGCCCUGAAAUCUUCAAUGGAUAAGAAGGAACUUAUACCCCGAAUUGUACGAUGGUGGUUAAGGAUUCAAGAAUAUGACAUCGAGAUUGUACAUCGAGCUGGAAUACUGAUGUGCCACGUUGAUGCUUUAAGCCGAGCACCUUUUGAAAACGCACAUGAAAUGGAGACUGCAUGUCUGAAGAUUUCCAAAACCCUGAUAGACGAAGCUGACUGGUUAUUCGCGAUACAACUACAAGAUGAGAAGAUCCAGAACAUCGUAGCGGAUAUGACAAGUGCGAAGCAAACCGAGAACGAUGAGUACGUAAUAGAGCAAUAUCGCCUAUUUCGAAAAUACGACAACAAGUUGCUAUGGGUUGUGCCGAAACAGCUAAGAUACCUUAUACUACACGAAUGCCACGACAAAGCAGGACACAUGAGCACAGAGAAAACAAUGCAGCGCAUUCUUAAUUUGUUUUGCUUUCCCCGAAUGCGAAAUUUCGUUAAGAGCUAUAUAAAAUCAUGCAUAGGUUGCGCGCUAAACAAAAUACCAGGUGGAUGCCAAGAAGGAGAGUAUCAUUACGAUGACAUUAAGCCCAUCCCAUUUUAUACUGUACACAUGGAUCACCUAGGACCUUUUCCAAAGAGUUUAAAGAGGAAUGAGCAUAUUCUAGUUAUUGUCGACGCCUUUACGAAGUUUACUAUAGUUCGAGCAACAAAAAGUACUGCAACUAAACAUGUCUUGGAUAUCCUGCAAGAGGUUACAAGCUACUUGGGAAUGCCAGGACGAAUCAUCACCGAUCGAGGUACCGCCUUCACUUCGAAAGAUUUCGAAAAAUAUUGCAAGUCGAACAACAUAAAGCACAUCCUUAACGCCGUAAGGACACCGAGGGCCAACGGUCAUGCAGAGAGAACGAACAGAAUUAUUUUGUCCAUGCUACUGCCUUCAAAUGAAAACGAUAAGCGAUGGGACGAAAUGCUACGAUCUAUCCAAUGGAGCAUUAAUACCAUGGUAAAUAGCACAACUAAAUGUUCCCCAUUUCAGCUUCUUUAUGGAUACGAGCCAAGAGAUAUUUUAAAGAACACCCUGACCAGCGUAAUCCAGAAUCAAGAGCAGAGGCUGAUGACAGAUGUCGAGUUGGAUACGCUACGAGCAGACGCUGCAACUAGAGUCAACGAUCAAAGAGCUGCAGCCAAGAAACGGUACGACGAAAAACACGCUAAGCCCACACAAUAUAAGCUAGGAGAUAUUGUACUGGUGGAGAACGAGCCAAGCAGCACGGGUACUUCCAGAAAAUUGGAGCCUCGCUAUAAAGGACCUUUUAUUGUCAAAAAGGUGUUGCCGAACGACCGAUAUCUAGUGGAAGAUAUCCCCCAGGCCCAACGAAAGCAGAGACAUUAUAAGUCGGUUUAUGCAUCCGACAAGAUAAAGCGCUGGUGUGAACUUCCAGAAGAUGACCAAGAUGACGACGAUGACUCGAAGGACGACCCCAUCUACGAAUCUCGCGAGGACGCUGAGAAUUUAUCAGGAAAGGCCGAAUGUAAACAUCUGAGCAACAAUCAGAUGUAG
Drosophila ananassae is the source of this 1770-nucleotide messenger RNA. RefSeq lists its product as uncharacterized. NCBI's taxonomy places the organism in Eukaryota, Metazoa, Arthropoda, Insecta, Diptera, Drosophilidae. The transcript has 2 exons. Gene Ontology annotation, biological process: DNA integration. The record is from RefSeq and is a predicted model, not a curated record. Gene Ontology annotation, molecular function: nucleic acid binding. The coding region runs from base 1 to 1770 and encodes 589 amino acids.